CUUCAGCUAUAUAAAGCUAUCACAGCUAUUCGGGCAGAGCUUUCGUUAUUAGUGACAAUGGGUUGCUCAAACAAUUGUAUUUUACCGUGUAUUCUAGUUUCCAUUUUGGUGGCUAUAAUCAUGGCCGAACCUAAGGAGAACAUUAGCGCAAAGGCUAAAAGAAGCCCACAAAUGCCGGAUAUGCCGCCACCGCCAACUAUGCCGAAUGGAUUCCCACACCCAAUAAAAUCUCUACGUCGAAGUGCCAGACAGGCAUUACCUGAUGAACCUUCAGCGCUUGCUCUAAUGGUUCCAGCGGGAUCAUUGCAUCGAGCCACCAGACAAGCACCUCCCGAUGAACCUCCACCGCCAGCACCGUUGGAUGCUCCAGCAGCAUCUUCGCAUCGAGCUACCAGACAGGCGCCACCCGAAGAUACUCCAGCACCUCCCUUAACGGCCCCAACGGGAUCGUUGCAUCGACAUUUUAGGCUGUCAGACAAGCGCCUCCCGAAAUACCUCAACCGCCAGCAGAAUUUACGCGUACACGGGCUACUAGACAGGCACCCCCAGAUGAACCUCCACCACCAGCUAUGAAGGUUUCAUCACCUUCAAAUACUAACGAUUUCGCAAGUACAACGCAGGUACAAAAUCACCGCCAAAUGCGUUCAGCGUCUGAUGCAGCAUUUCAUGGAAACCCGGAGAGUGGAUUGAACCGAAAAUUGCAGUUGAGUUUACGCACAAAACGCGAGGCUCGUGGAACCGGUGGAAGACUUUCAAGCCGCACCGGAUGAUGCAUUUCUGUUUUCUGUAUUCUGUAUUUUUACCUGCAUAAUAAAUAUUCCCUCAAUCAAUCCAAA
This is a messenger RNA of Wyeomyia smithii (pitcher-plant mosquito), 836 nucleotides long. RefSeq lists its product as uncharacterized. The record is from RefSeq and is a predicted model, not a curated record. The transcript is spliced from 8 exons. NCBI's taxonomy places the organism in Eukaryota, Metazoa, Arthropoda, Insecta, Diptera, Culicidae. The coding region runs from base 58 to 573 and encodes 171 amino acids.